Messenger RNA from Coniosporium apollinis CBS 100218, 555 nucleotides. RefSeq lists its product as uncharacterized. Bases 1 to 555 code for a protein of 184 amino acids. Lineage: Eukaryota; Fungi; Ascomycota; Dothideomycetes. The record is from RefSeq and is a predicted model, not a curated record. The transcript has a single exon.
AUGGCAUUUGUGACAGCUAUCAUUCGCGACCCUCGCGACAUAGCAAAGUUUCUAGGAGCCCCAUCAGUCACGAUUCUCCAGGGCGCUCCAAGAAAGCUUGAUGACGUUAAUGUCAAGUCGCUCCCGUCAAACCUGUGGCUUCUUACAGGUAUCAUCCGUAAUCUUUCCGACAACGCCAACCUCUCCUCCAGCCUUAUCGCGAAGCCGAAUCGUACCCACCGAGAUGGUGAGGAGCGAAUGACAAGACCGGAAGCCCUUGCCCGACAUGAGGAUGAGUGGUCGAGCGACGACAAUGAGCACCUAAGCGACAGCGAUCUGAGCGGAGAUGACCUGAACUACGAUAACGAGGGCUUGGACGACGAUGAAGAGCAUCAGAGCUCUAGGAAACACGGUCGCUGGUCACCAGCAGAUGAUAAGCGCUUAAUCCGAUGGAAGAAGGAGGAAAAAGAAUGGAGAUGGAUCUUUAAGCAAUUUCCUGGACGAACCCAGGCGUCAGUUCGUUCACGCUGGUACAUCACACUACGAUCAAAAGCGGAAUCGUCUCGAUCAAUUUAA